Molecule: messenger RNA, 1836 nt
Organism: Pisolithus orientalis
Lineage: Eukaryota; Fungi; Basidiomycota; Agaricomycetes; Boletales; Pisolithaceae
Product: MBOAT, membrane-bound O-acyltransferase family-domain-containing protein
Exons: 9
Coding region: 1-1836 (611 amino acids)
Biological process (GO): ergosterol metabolic process
Cellular component (GO): endoplasmic reticulum membrane
Molecular function (GO): ergosterol O-acyltransferase activity
Source: RefSeq, a predicted model, not a curated record
AUGGCCCUCGAGCCACGGCCUGCCUCCGUGUACGCAGCUAGUAGCGUCGGCGAGUCCGGCGCUUUGGAAACUAACAAAGGCACAUUCUAUGUCUCCAAGCCAUUCCGUUCAAAAUCUUCCAAAAAGCUGCGCGCUAUCGUCACCUUCGAGCCCCGCAAGUCCCAUUUUGACACAACUAACGAGCGGUCGGGGACGAACGAAUUUCGCGGCUUCUUCACGCUCUUCUGGAUUUCUUUGUUCCUCUUUACCGUGCAGACGUACGUAUCCUCACUGGAGGCGAAUGGGUAUGCACUCUCGUUUGCAUUCGCUACCAUGUUCUCCCGCGACGCCAUUGUCCUCGCAAUAUCUGACGCGGUUCUCGUUCUCACGACGGCGCUCUGUGUUCCGUUCGCAAAAGCCGUAACGCGUGGUCGAUUAAGAUAUUACUGGAUGGGCGUGGUGCUACAACAUAUCCUUCAGACUACCGUACUGGUUGCUGCUGUCGUAUGGACUUACCAUCGACAAUGGCCGUGGGUACAGUCCGGCUUUUUAACUCUGCAUUCCUUCGUGAUGAUCAUGAAGAUGCAUUCGUACAUGUCUAUUAAUGGUUACCUACAAGACGUUUUGGAACGCUCGCAGCACGCAUAUGAAGAACUCCAAAGUCUUACUGAAGAACAAGUAGUGGGAGGUUGGGAGAGUGCAUUGCACGAAGCCGAAGCGAAAGUCAAAGAAGCGUCUAGGAGGAAAGACAAUACCGGCGGCGUUGACGCCUAUGGAAGCCAGGACCAAGAAUCAUCAAUAGGGACUCCAGAGGCGGAGGCCGUCAUCCGCUCUCUUGCAGACCCGAGUACUGCAGAUGCCUUACGUCGCAGACUGGUGGCUGUUUCUGAAGGGCGAGAUGCUAGCAAACUAGACCGCGGGACGUCUGCAGACAUUGCGUUCGAUGUCAAGGGAACGAAUUCUUCAACAUACACCCCUUCACGCCCUGCAACUCCAAUUCCUGCACACGGUGUUUCGCGAGGUGUUUCCAGUGUUACCUGUGCCUCGCUAUUGAUCCACCACCCGAAUCUCAGUGUUGCGUCUACUGCCCAUAAAUUCUUAGACUUGGACUCUGAACUCGUAUCGACGGGACCAAAGAAACUACGCUAUCCGGAUAACGUGACACUUGGUAACUUUAUCGAGUAUAUGCUCGUUCCGACGUUGGUCUACGAGUUAGAAUAUCCCAGGACUGACCGCAUUCGACCCUUGUACGUGUUCGAGAAGACUGCCGCCUUUAUGGGUUCCUUUGCACUGCUUUACACGGUCACGGAGAGCUUCAUUAUUCCCCUCACACCUACCCCUGGCCAGUCAUUCUUCCGAAGCUUAUUGGAUUUAGCGCUUCCGUUCAUGAUCGCAUACCUUUUACUAUUCUAUAUUAUAUUCGAAUGCAUAUGUAAUGCUUUUGCGGAAUUGUGGACUAACCUUGGUAUGUCCAGCUUUGCUGAUCGGCAGUUUUACGAGGAUUGGUGGAACUCUACAUCUUGGGACGAGUUCUCUCGUAAAUGGAACAAACCUGUGCACACCUUCUUGCUCCGACAUGUCUACGCAUCCACGCUCGCAUCUUACCCCUCCUUAUCUCGCACAGGUGCAAUGGUGAUGACGUUCCUGCUCAGUGCAGCUGCCCAUGAGCUAGUAAUGGUGAUUGUGACCCACAAGAUACGGCUCUACCUAUUCCUCAUGCAACUCGCCCAAAUUCCCCUCAUUCUAGUCUCUAGGGCACCCGCCAUCAAACGCAACAAACUCCUUGGAAAUGUGGUAUUCUGGCUCGGAUUGUAUGCAGGGUUCCCACUCUUGUGCGUUGCCUAUGUUGCCUAUUGA